UCCAACAUGCUUUCGUCUGCUCAUGGACUUCAGUACCAAACCGAGUAUUUUGUGGUUAUCGACUUCCAAGCUACUUGUGAGAAGUACAUGAAACUAAAACCUCAAGAAAUCAUUGAGUUCUCAUCUGUUAUAGUUAGUGGUUGGACUGGAGAAACUGAAGCAGCAUUUCAAGCAUAUGUGCAGCCCGAAUACCAUCCGAUUCUGACUAAUUAUUGCAAAAAGCUUACUGGUAUACAGCAACAAAAGGUGGAUGGAAGCGUUACUCUGAAUGAAGCUCUGUUGCUGCACGACAAAUUGUUGGAAAACAAAGCAGUUAAGUACAGCGAUUUCGACUUGGUGACAUGGGACGAUUGGGAUUGCGGUAAAAUGUUGGAAUCUGAAUGCAGACUGAAAGGGAUCAGGAAGCCUCUGUACUUUAACAGUUGGAUCAACCUAAAGGUUGCAUAUGAGGAAGUUUUUGGCUUCCGCUGCAACAACCUGAAGGACGCCGUGCAGCGUGCUGGGCUAGUUUGGGAAGGCCUGCGUCACUCGGGCCUUGAUGACGCUCGUAAUGCAGCCCGUCUAGUCUCUCUCCUAAUGGGCUCGGGCUUCCGCUUCUCUAUCACGGGCUCACUUGUGGCCCCAGACGGCGCCCCGAUUACCGGUGACGGGCCCGGAAAUGGUGUAUUGUAUUGCUUGUGCGGAGUGAGGAGCAGCAAGUGCAUGAUCCGCAAACCCGGCCCAAAUCGAGGAAAAUGGUUCUUUGGGUGUGGGAAUUGGACCCCAGGGAGAGGAUCAGUGUGCAGCUUCUUUGCUUGGGCUUGAUUCUUGAGUUGCGUAUGGAGAGAAGUAUCGCAUCGCGUACGUGUUAAACAGAAAACUAUCAGCUGGUCUUGAAUCUUUGUGCUGGUGAGGUCGUUGUCAACCUGAGUACAGUAUUUGUUCAGCUUGAAAUCGUCAUGUUUG
Asparagus officinalis (garden asparagus) is the source of this 945-nucleotide messenger RNA. RefSeq names its product ERI1 exoribonuclease 2-like. Gene Ontology annotation, molecular function: zinc ion binding; nucleic acid binding; 3'-5'-RNA exonuclease activity. The record is from RefSeq and is a predicted model, not a curated record. Gene Ontology annotation, biological process: exonucleolytic trimming to generate mature 3'-end of 5.8S rRNA from tricistronic rRNA transcript (SSU-rRNA, 5.8S rRNA, LSU-rRNA). NCBI's taxonomy places the organism in Eukaryota, Viridiplantae, Streptophyta, Magnoliopsida, Asparagales, Asparagaceae.